Molecule: messenger RNA, 2109 nt
Organism: Micromonas commoda
Lineage: Eukaryota; Viridiplantae; Chlorophyta; Mamiellophyceae; Mamiellales; Mamiellaceae
Exons: 2
Coding region: 1-2109 (702 amino acids)
Biological process (GO): proteasome regulatory particle assembly
Cellular component (GO): nucleus; cytoplasm
Molecular function (GO): protein binding
Source: RefSeq, a predicted model, not a curated record
AUGGAGAGCGACGAGGUGGCCGAGGCCGAGCAGCACGCCGCCGCGAGGGCGAUGCUGAAGAAGGAGUUCAGCUCCAAGUCCCUGUCCCUCCGGCAGCAGUCGUUCAGGCGGUCGUCGGCGGGAUCCGACUGGAGCGAAGACGACUCGGGGUCAGUCAGCGAGUGGGGGGGCGCCGGGUCGGACGGGGCCGGGGUCGGCGCGCGGCGCGCGACGGAAGUCCCGACGCGCGGCGCCGGCGUCCUCGGCAAGAACCUCUCGGAGCAGCUCGCGGAACGGAGGGCGAUGCGCGCGCUGGGCACCAGGCUCUCCAAGAUGGCGUUGCCCGAGAAUGCGCCCGCCGACGGACGCGACGGGACGAUCGACGGAAAGCCGGGAAAGUCCGGCAUCACCGCCGAGAUGCGGCGCAGGUUCAAGGCCGUCGCCGACGCCGCCGCGUUCGCCAGCUACGUCCGCAAGCAGGUCGCCAAGCGACGGGCCGCGAAGGAAGCGCUCGCGGCACUCGCGAGGGAAGAACCCGCCACGCGAAGCCCAGCGGAGGAUGCGUUCAAAGCCUCGGAGACCAUAGGAGACACCGACGACGACGACGACGACGACGACGACGUGACCGCGCGACCCGGCGACGAGGAGACCACGGGGCGGAGGAUGUCGGUGCCGGAGAGCGCGGCGCGUUCGCUCCCGUCCCUGCGGGAGGGCGACGAAGACGAAGCCGACGAAGACGACGACACAGCUGGCGACCCGGUCAAAAAAGGCGCCGACCGGGACCCGCCGCCGCCGAGCCGCGAGCCGCGACGACGACGGGGCUCCAUCGAUUACGACAGGUUCCGUCAACCCAGGCCGAACGUCACGAACGCCGCCGGGUCGUCGGCGGACGGGGAGACGAGGGAGACGUUUCGGUGGCGUAGGGCGUCGAGGGUCAACAUCGCGAUUGGUUUACCCCCGGAGCUCUUCGAGGACGACGACGACGCGUACGACGAGGACGUCUUACUCGCGACUCGGACGCUUCGUGACGCUUCUGGAAGCUUCAGCGUCGAGCACGCGGCAUCGAGGGCGGCGGCGCCCGCGGCGAACGCGCGGGACGAGCUGCGGCGGCGGAUCAGGGCAAAGAACGGCGGAGACUUGCCGGAUGCAUCCAGAACCGUUCCGGCGGAUGAGGAGCGGGCCGUGCGGAUCGCCGCCGCGCGCGUCGCCGCCGCUAAAACGCUCUCCGACGCCUACGACGCCAACGUGCGCGCGGCGAGGGACCGCGCGGGGGGAACGAAGCCGCCGCGGCCGGCGCCGAAGCGGCCCAUCUACGCGUCGCGGAGCACGAGUCGCGGGCAAGACGUGGCGAACUCGGCGAAAAAAGACGCGGCAAAAAAAAACGCGGAGCACUACGGCAAGUGGUUCCUCGCCCCCGAGCUCAAGUCUGCGGUCAGCUUCGAGCGCGACAGGGACCGGUACGAGCUCCUCGUCGGCGGGGAGGACGCCAGGGUGGCACGGGAGCUUCGGGACGCGGAGGCGGAGCUGCGGAAACGUCUGGAAACGUCCUUCGGCGCGAGGGCGUACAAGCGCUGGAUCGCGGACACUCGAGGUUCCGGAUCCGUUCCCGGGUAUCUCAAGUCGGUGGAGGCGGCCGCGGACGACGGAUCCGCCGCCUCGGUGCAACGCGCGAGGCGUCGAAGCGAGGUGGCGGGACGCGGCAUGUUCAGGUCCGGGAAGGCUCCGCCGUUGGGCGAGUCGCCCUUCGCGUCCGUCGGGACGGUGAGAGUUUCGUCGCCCGCGGAUGUUGCCGGGUUGAGACCCGGGGAUCGGAUCGUCUCGUUCGGGGGAUUGGUCGGUACGUUCGGCGCGGUCACCGCUCGGUUGUUCGGUCCUGCCGGUCUGUUGGAGGAGUUGCGACGGGCGGACGGGACGUUCGCGGGGGAGGCGGCGACGGUGUGGCUGAUGCGCGACGCCAAGCUGAGGAAGGUUGAGGUCACGCCGAGGCGAUGGAGGGAUGGGGACACCGUCGACUUGCUCGGGUGCGAUCUGGUACCCACGCCGGAGGGCGCGGACGAGGACGGCGGGAACGGCGGGAACGGCGAGGACGCGGGAAAGUCGUCGAGGUCGUCGGGGUUUGAGAGACGCUGA